GUAUAAACAACUUAUUUGAUCUCAAUACACAAGACGCUUGUUAUUGAAAUGCAAUCUUCUGAAUGAUAAUUGACUAACCUAUUUCCGGACAAAAUGAAGAUUACAGGGCAAUUGUAAGACACUUUAAUAAAGAUGGAAGAAAUUGAAGAGUCGAUGGAGGUGGAUCAUCCAAAGGGGAAGGAGAACGUUAGGAAACUGACAAGGGGAGAGAAAUCUAAAAUUGCUGCUAAAGGACGUCGUGAUAAAGAGCAUGAUGCGAUGAUACAGUUAAUGAACGAGUUACCUGUAGAAGAUGAGAUCCUCAAUAAAAUGGACAAGGCCGCUGUUGUUAAACUGACAACUUGUUACCUCAAGAUCAAACACUUUGUACAGAAAGACAUUGCCACAUUUGGACACAAAGCAAUAACAAAUGGAAGUACACAGUGUAACAAGACUAUUGUAGCUGUGCAGGCACAAGCUCAAAAUAAAUGUGGUUCUAUGAAAGAAAAGGAAGGGCAGUUUAUGCUUGAGGCUCUUAAUGGUUUUCUCAUCUUUGUUAAUCGAAAAGGAAUUUUUAAAUUUUCAAAACCCAACCUUUAA
This is a messenger RNA of Ruditapes philippinarum (Manila clam), 579 nucleotides long. RefSeq names its product aryl hydrocarbon receptor-like. Gene Ontology annotation, biological process: regulation of transcription by RNA polymerase II. The record is from RefSeq and is a predicted model, not a curated record. Bases 133 to 579 code for a protein of 148 amino acids. The transcript is spliced from 5 exons. Gene Ontology annotation, molecular function: RNA polymerase II transcription regulatory region sequence-specific DNA binding; DNA-binding transcription factor activity, RNA polymerase II-specific; protein dimerization activity. Lineage: Eukaryota; Metazoa; Mollusca; Bivalvia; Venerida; Veneridae.